Molecule: messenger RNA, 915 nt
Organism: Rana temporaria (common frog)
Lineage: Eukaryota; Metazoa; Chordata; Amphibia; Anura; Ranidae
Product: taste receptor type 2 member 143-like
Exons: 1
Coding region: 1-915 (304 amino acids)
Biological process (GO): G protein-coupled receptor signaling pathway; sensory perception of taste; detection of chemical stimulus involved in sensory perception of bitter taste
Cellular component (GO): membrane
Molecular function (GO): bitter taste receptor activity; G protein-coupled receptor activity
Source: RefSeq, a predicted model, not a curated record
AUGUCAUCACUGAAAGCACUUCUGUCGAUCGGCACCUUUACAGAAGGAGCAAUCGCAAUUAUUUUGAAUUCAGUUAUUGUUGCAAUCAAUGGUAAAAGAGUGAAAACUGGUUUGAAGUGGAACCUGCCUGAGCUCAGCCAGCUGGUCAUGGGAAUAGUGAACAUCACUAUGCGUUGUUCUACGGCGUCUCAGAUAUUAUUCAGCAUUUAUUGGCCCUCAAGCUGUUCCUCCAUUAAAGAACUUUGCUCCACACUCGCCUUUCUACAUCAAUUCCACAUGUGCUUCAGCUUUUGGCUCACCGCCUGUCUCUGUGCCUACUACUGCACCGCCAUCACCAACUCCAACCACCGGCUCUUCCAAUGGAUAAAGAGGACCCUCUCAUCCCACCUGCCUUCUCUGCUCCUCCUCUCAGGGUUGGGGUCACUGCUUCUAACUUUUCCAUUGGCCUUCCAGUUCCAAAUCAUCCCUCAACAGAUAUAUUCAGGAAAUAGCACCUUCAUAGAAUAUGCGUUGUCCUAUAAUCUUCUUUGGGUAGCCAUAACAAGUAUUUUUGACUGUUUUUUGCCUUUUUUCUUUAUUUUUCUCUCAAUGAUCACCACAGUUUUCUCACUCAUAAGACACAUCCGGAAAAUGAAACAUAACCAGUCUGGAUAUGCCCGUCCAAAGCUCCAGGCUCACACCAGUGCUAUAAGGACCAUGCUCCUCUUCCUUACACUGUCAACAGUGUUUUAUGUAUCCGAGACCCUUCUCUACAUAGAACAUUCAUUUGCUGAUCCCACCAUUUACAUUAAGUUGUUGACAGUCACAAUUUUUCCAACGUUGGAGGCCACCAUCAUUAUCCAGGCUAACCCCCAGCUCCGGAAAAUCAUCUCAAAAUGGUUCUGCAGGGUGAAAUCUCAGGAAAACGGUUCUUAG